AUGGACGAUGACAACAGAACCGCGGACUUGGCGGUCCACGAACCAUCUCCUCGCACGCGAUCAGGCAGCGCAAGUAGCGGCCACAAACGAAACUUUUCGGGUUCCCUCCUCUCGAGACUUUCCUUCCUUCGCGUGAACCAGGCAGCACACACCUCCCUGGACCGACACCACCCAGACAUGGACCACGAUGGCGACGAAGACCUCCACUCCGGUAUGCCGCAGAGCACAGGCAAAGGGGGAACAGCCAGCAGCCGGGCAAUGUCUGCCGCUCUCGCACAACACCGAACGCGUCGCCGCCGCGGCUCCCUCCGCAAAACCGCAUUGCUAGGCACCAGGCUCGAAUCACGCGACAAAAGAGCCACCGCCAAAGCCGCCGAAGCUCUCGAAGCCCUCCGCGCAGAACCCGGCCGACUCCCCGCCGCCGACCUACAAGCCGCUAUAAAACUAAAUAAUCAAAACUCCUCCGAUAAUGGGCCUACGCGAUACUCGCCCCGCGAGAGCGAGGCCUUCGACGACGACCGCGACGAUGCCCAACAGCCGGCCUGGUUCAGCGCGGCAAAUACCCAGAAACCCAUCCGACCCUCAAUAAGUCGCCGACGCCAGGGCCUUGCACAGCAUAAUCUCCAAGAACCAGCCACUGACGACGAGGACCUCAUCUCCUUCCCUCACCUCCACUCGAAUUCAAAUCCCCCAGCGGCCGGCACGGGCACCAGCCCCAAGAGUUCUGCAACCGGUUUACACAUUUCCCCACCAUCCUCCAGCUCAGGUUCAUUCUACUCGCUUCAACCUCAGCCCGAACCGACAUACCUACCCGUCCACCGACACAAGUCCUCGCCCCUGGUCACACACCCGGUUGAGUUGAAGAGCAGCCCCGAUGUGGACGUGGACUACUCUGAGACCGAGUGGUGGGGCUGGAUUAUACUGAUUGUGACAUGGCUCGUAUUUGUUGUGGGAAUUGGAAGCUGUUUUGAGGUUUGGAGCUGGGCUUGGGAUGUCGGGGAGACGCCCUAUGCGCCGCCUGAGUUGGAAGAUGAUCCUACUUUGCCGAUUGUCGGCUAUUAUCCUGCACUUAUCAUUCUCACAGCUGUCAUGUCUUGGGUUUGGGUUGUUGUCGCAUGGGUUGGUAUGAAGUACUUCAAGCAUGCUAAUAUAUCCGGGGAGGAUAUUUGA
Messenger RNA from Penicillium concentricum, 1170 nucleotides. RefSeq names its product PIG-Y family protein. Lineage: Eukaryota; Fungi; Ascomycota; Eurotiomycetes; Eurotiales; Aspergillaceae. The transcript has a single exon. The record is from RefSeq and is a predicted model, not a curated record. Bases 1 to 1170 code for a protein of 389 amino acids.